GACCGGAAGUGAUGUAAAACUAAUGAGUCACAUUUUGUUCCGAAAACAGCGGUCUCCAGGUCAGAGAGUUUGUUUUUGAAGUAUUUCUUGAUAUUUUGGUCAAUUUUCACAAAAUACUUGACGAUACUCAUGUUUAUCUAUGACGCAUAUCAGUAAAGCAAGGAUUUAAUCUGUCCGCUAAUCUACAAAAUAUCUGCCACUAUAACUAGCUAGCUAAGGUUAGCUAUUUCGAUGAUUGGUUAGCUAAUUUAGCUAGCAAAUGUAAUGUAAAAAGGACCUGCGUCUUCCGUUUGUAAUCAAGCUAGUGCAGAAGGCUAUGGCGUGCACUUUGGAAAAGGUUCUUGGCGAUGCUCGCACGCUGCUUGAGAGGCUCAAAGAGCACGACACGGCGGCAGAAGGACUGAUCGAGCAGUCUGGAGCGCUCAGCCAGAAGGUUCAGGGCAUGAGAGAGGUGGGGAAUGCCCUUCCAGACAAGUACACGGAGGAAAGUUCUGAGAUACAGGAGUUGUCAAAGUACAAGCCUCACGUCCUGUUAACGCAAGAGAAUACCCAAAUAAAGGAACUACAGCAAGAAAACCGAGAACUGUGGUUGUCUUUGGAGGAGCACCAGUAUGCGCUAGAAUUGAUCAUGGGUAGAUACCGCAAGCAAAUGCUACAGCUUAUGAUGGAAAAGAAGGAGCUGGACACAAAGCCUGUUCUUAGCCUUCAUGAGGACCAUGCCAAGGAAGUGCAAAGCCAACUGGAGCGGAUAUGCGAGAUGGGUCAGGUGAUGAGAAGAGCUGUUCAGGUGGAUGACCAGCACUACUGCUCUGUGCGAGAGAGGCUUGCCCAACUAGAGAUUGAAAACAAGGAGCUGCGAGAUCUACUGACCAUUAGUAAGAGUUCUGUGAGGCCACAGAAGGAAGACUCCAGCCAAUCAGCGACAGAGGAAGAAGCCGAACCGGGGACCAAUCAGUGAUGGAAUCGAUAGAGAAGAUCUCAGUUGCAUACUCCUCGCAUCCUCUCCUCGUCUCCUUCUCAAAACCUUUUGGAUGAGAAAGCCAGAGGUCCCGCCCCUCUGACAUUCUCCUCCAGUGGGUUUUGAGGAGAGAGGACAGUAGGAGUAUGCAAUCGAGAACUUCCCAUAGAGAGGAGUUUGGAUUGUUCAUGGAGAAGAACAGUUCCCUGGGGCCACAAGACAGGGUUGAUUACAUUUUCACCACCGGUCACCCCUUCCCUUUAAGACAAAGUCCAUGUUUUGUGUUGUUAGUUACCAUUUAAUAUAUAUUUCCAAAGGUGCUCCUGCUGCCCAAUGAAGCACUGUAAAGGCACAGAGAAGAGAGAAUACUGUUUUUGUCGGGAAAGAUUAGCUCCUGUACAACAGUUUUAGUAUAGAGGGUGAACUUUUGCAUUGGCCAAAGAUAAUCACAUUUGCUUUUUAUGGCAUGGUCUCUAGCUUUUCAUUUUGAGUCAUUUGUUCAAAUGUACUUGCAACAUUGUAGAAAUAAUCAUGUGGUCAAUUCAUGGGAAACCAAAUGCCAACUCUCCCCCACAUGGUUUAGCAAAUGUUAUGCUGUCAAACUGCAAGUCUUGAUGUUUAUUCCCCUGGGCCUGAUAUGACAUCUUGUCUCCAAAUGUUUCAAAUCAAAUUGCGUUUUUCACAUGGGCUUACUUAUGGGCCCUUAACCAACAAUGCAGAGUUUUUAAAACAGUAAGAAAUUCAGUCAAUCAAUUUUCAGUCUGACUUGCUUGUAGCAGAUUAACAGUUUGUAUCUGUAUGUAAUUAUCUGCUACAUUAGAACUAUUAGAAAUAUUUUGUUAAUGUCUGUAAUUCAUGUGUAAAAAUAUAUAUUUUUCAUGUCUGGUAUAAUACUUACAUAAUGAGUCAGUGUGUGAUGUUCUUGACAUUAGCGUUUGACCAUAACUUAGAUUUGAGGAUCUUUUUUUAAAUUUUAUUUUUAACAAUCCAACAGCUUGACGGACUGUUGUCAAAUUGUAUAUGACAUUGUCAUCUCAGGAAACUUUCUUGUCAUUAUUGCAAAAGUGAGCUGUAAUUUCUUCAAUGCUUUGAUGAGUGAAUUUAUUAAUUUGAUGUGUCAAAUAAAUAUUAAUCAAAUGCCUAA
Molecule: messenger RNA, 2102 nt
Organism: Oncorhynchus masou masou (cherry salmon)
Lineage: Eukaryota; Metazoa; Chordata; Actinopteri; Salmoniformes; Salmonidae
Gene: sike1
Product: suppressor of IKBKE 1
Exons: 5
Coding region: 317-958 (213 amino acids)
Source: RefSeq, a predicted model, not a curated record